AUGGAGAUGCGCGCCGUCUCCAACCCCUCCGAGAAAAGGGUCGCUGUUGUUACCGGAGGGAACAAAGGAAUUGGGCUGGAGGUAUGCAGGCAGCUGGCCUCCAAGGGCGUCGCCGUCGUCCUGACGGCGAGAGACGAGACGAGGGGUAAUGAAGCGGCGCGCCGGCUGCACGCGUCCGGGCUAUCCGAUGUGGUGUAUCACAAGCUCGAUGUCAGUGAUCCAUCCAGCGCUGCCCGCCUGGCUGACUUUGUGAAGAACAAGUUCGGCAAGCUAGAUUUAUUGAUCAACAACGCAGGAGUUAUAGGUGCAACCGCAGAGAUUGACACCACGGCACCACUUCAGGAUGUUCUUGUAGGCAGGAAUGCAACGGAGAGGCUCCAGUGGUUACUAGAGCACUCCACGGAGACCUACGACGAAGCUGAAGAAUGCUUGAGAAUAAACUACUUCGGCACCAAGUACGUCACGGAAGCACUCCUCCCUCUCCUUCAGGCCUCCUCUGGCGGAAGACUUGUCAACGUGUCGUCAAACUACGGAUUACUCCGAUAUUUCAGCGGCGAGGACCUCAAGCAGGAGCUGAACAACAUCGAAAACCUGACGAUAGAGAGGCUAGAUGAGAUGUCAAGAUUGUUCCUGAAUGGCUACAAGAAUGGCCUACUGAAAUCUCAAGGAUGGCCUGCUGAUUCAGAGUACUUGGCCUACAAGGUGUCCAAGGCUCUGAUCAAUGGCUACACGAGGAUAAUGGCAAAGAAUUUCCCGGCGUUGCGCGCCAACUCCGUGCACCCUGGCUAUUGCAUGACUGACAUCAACUACGACACUGGAGAACUGACGGCGGAGGAAGGUGCCGGUAGCAUUGUCAUGGUGGCCCUCUUACCGGCAGGAGGACCAACAGGCGUGUUCUUCUACCGUAGUGAAGUUUCACCAUUCGUGUAACUCUUUGACUGCCAAAAUUGAAGACUCACUUUCGGCAGAGCCUGAUGGAAAUUAAAUCCAUCUUCUUUAGCUGCUUUAGGAUUCGGGUUCGCAAUUGUUGCAGAACAAGCUUUCAACAGAUUUAUUAUACAUUUGAACUCGUGAUUAGUGUACAUGAACCGAUGUGUAGCUCUCCAUGGCAAGCAUCUAUGUUUUGUUGAUGCAAUAAAGACCCUGUGAGGGACGUGGCAUUUCUGCACCCAGAUCCAGUGGGAUUGCUUGACACUUUAUCGCACCAGGCGAUAUAUAAGAAUUACCGGGAGCAACUUUUCAAGGGUUUACCCCUUGUCCUCCAAGGGCCACUUUGUUGCCAUGUGAGCGCCCCAUGUGGUGCGUUGAGCCGCCGCCACAUAUCGCGUGCUAUCGGCUCCUUCUAGAUUUUGUUUUUUAUUUUUCUAUAUGCGUUUUCAGGUUUUAGAUGGUUUUAGGCUUUUUGGUUUUUGCAUGGUAUUCCCUACAUUUUGCUGCAAUUAUUAUUAUUAUUAUUUUGAAUCUCAAACAUUUUUUAGGAAAAUAUUUUUUAUUUGUGCUUCCAAAAACAAUUGUGCUUCGUGGAAGCACAGAUUUUCUUACGCGGGAUCGACAUUUGUGCUUAACAAAAAAUGAAAAAUAAUAUGUGCUUCCAUGAAAAGCAUAAUUGGUUCUCGUGGAAAUACAAAUUUGAUUCCGUGAGUGCUUCUCAGAAAGGAAAAAAAAAUCUGUGCUUUCAAAAGAAGCAUAGUUUCGCUUCGUAAUAGAAGUACAGAAUUGCUUUCGUCAAAAGGGAAAGACAUUUUUUUCUUCUUACAAAGGGAAAAACCGCAACUGGGCUUCUGGGCUUUGGAAUUUAGAAUAAGAAGAGAGAAAAAAAUGGAAGAAACCCAUAAAAGAUAAAAGACACCGACAAAAGAAGAAAAACGCUACCGCUCACGUUGAGUUGGGCCAGCCCAUCCUCGCGGUCGCCAGUGCGAUUGCUUGACACUUUAUCGCACCAGGCGAUAUAUAGGAAUUAUCGGGAGCAACUUUUCAAGGGUUUACCCCUUGUCCUCCAAGAGGCACUUUGUUGCCAUGUGAGCCCCCAUGUGGUGCGUUGAGCCGCCGCCACAUAUCGCGUGCUAGUCGCUCCUUCUACAUUUUAUUUUUUAUAUUUCUAUAUGUGUUUUCAGGUUUUAGAUGGUUUUUGGGCUUUUUGAUUUUUGCAUGGUAUUCCCUGCAUUUUAACGCAAUUAUUUUUGUUAUUAUUAUUAUUAUUAUUAUUAUUAUUAUUAUUAUUACUUUGAAUCACAAACUGUGUUUUUUAGGAAAAUAUUUUUUAUUUGUGCUUCUAAAAAUAAUUUUGCUUCUUGUGGAAGCACAGAUUUACUUACGCGGGAAGGACAUUUGUGCUUCUCAAAAAAUGAAAAAUAAUAUGUGCUUCCCUAAGGGUACACUAUUCUAAGCAUGAAUGUAGAAUAGCUUAUUCUCCACCCCUCUCUAUUUUACCAUCAAUAAACCGUAAUUUUACGUUCCGUAAGUUUUGUCUUAUUUCUGAUGUAAAAAGAGACCGUAGGAAAAUAUAUAAUCGCCGUAAAAAAUAUUUUAUGUUAUUAAAAUUACAAACGUAAAAACAUAGUCUAAAAUACACAUAAACUGCAAAUUUUCUUAUCUUAUGACCUAUAUUUUUA
Triticum urartu is the source of this 2612-nucleotide messenger RNA. Lineage: Eukaryota; Viridiplantae; Streptophyta; Magnoliopsida; Poales; Poaceae. The record is from RefSeq and is a predicted model, not a curated record.